Cyprinus carpio (common carp) is the source of this 3046-nucleotide messenger RNA. RefSeq names its product transmembrane 9 superfamily member 2. Gene Ontology annotation, biological process: protein localization to membrane. Gene Ontology annotation, cellular component: membrane. The record is from RefSeq and is a predicted model, not a curated record. NCBI's taxonomy places the organism in Eukaryota, Metazoa, Chordata, Actinopteri, Cypriniformes, Cyprinidae.
UUCGUGACCGAUGACGUGUCUGAGGAAUCAGAUGCUGCUACGCAGGCAGCAGCUACGCUAGCGCUGGUGCUUAGACAUCACUAAAUGUUUGAAUUCUGACACGCAUAUCUACAUUUCACGUAUGUAAAUAUAUCUACCGAAAACUGAACUAGUCGGUCGAGGCAAAAUGGCCGUGUUUCACUGUGUCCGUGUUGUGUUUGUGUUGCUUUUCGUGUUGCGGGACGCGGUGAGUUUCUAUCUCCCUGGUUUGGCCCCGGUUAGCUUCUGUGAGAAAGAAGAGAGCGAAAAACACACUGACGUACCGGACUGCAAGUCAACCAUUGAGCUGUUUGUGAACAGGCUGGAUUCUGUGGAGUCUGUUUUGCCCUACGAAUACACAGCGUUUGAUUUUUGUGCUGAUGAGCCUGAGAAGCGUCCAUCUGAGAACUUGGGUCAGGUGCUGUUUGGAGAAAGAAUUGAGCCGUCCCCGUAUAAGUUUUUCUUCAAGAAGAAUUUGGAGUGCCAGAGAGUCUGUCUUAAAUCUUACAACACAGAAAAAGCAGAGGAAAAAGCCAAACUGGACUUUCUGAAGAAGGGAAUGCUCCUCAAUUACCAACACCACUGGAUUGUCGAUAAUAUGCCGGUGACCUGGUGUUACGAUGUGGAGGACAAUCAGAAGUUCUGUAAUCCAGGUUUCCCCAUUGGUUGCUAUGUCACAGAUACGGGACGGGCCAAAGAUGCCUGCGUGGUCAGUGCUGACUUCAAUGACAAAGACACCUUCUACAUCUUCAACCAUGUGGACAUCACCAUUUUCUACCACGUGGUGGAGAACGAGGCUGCUGGUGCCAGACUGGUUGCAGCUAAAUUAGAGCCCAAAAGCUAUAAACACACCAACAUGGAGAAACCAGACUGCAAAGGACCUCCCAUGAGUCUGAACAACAAGUUCAAUGGAGAAGUCAAGAUUCCCUACACUUACUCCGUCAAGUUUGUGGAGGACAAACAGAUUCGCUGGGCCUCUAGAUGGGAUUAUAUCCUUGAGUCUAUGCCACACACCAACAUUCAGUGGUUUAGUAUCAUGAACUCUUUGGUCAUCGUACUCUUCCUCUCUGGGAUGGUUGCUAUGAUCAUGCUCCGAACACUCCAUAAAGACAUCGCCCGAUACAACCAGAUGGACUCUGUGGAGGAUGCCCAGGAGGAAUUUGGCUGGAAGCUUGUUCACGGAGAUGUCUUCAGGCCUCCCAGGAAAGGCAUGCUGCUGUCUGUGUUCCUGGGCUCUGGGACUCAGAUCUUCAUCAUGACGUUUGUUACUCUCUUUUUUGCCUGUUUGGGUUUCCUGUCACCUGCCAAUCGUGGGGCUCUGAUGACGUGUGCAGUGGUGUUGUGGGUGCUCCUGGGUACUCCAGCUGGUUAUGUGGCUGCCCGCUACUACAAAUCCUUCGGUGGGGAGAAGUGGAAGACCAAUGUUCUGCUGACAGCAUUUCUUUGUCCAGGAGUGGUGUUUGCUGAUUUUUUCGUAAUGAAUCUGAUUUUGUGGGGCGAGGGUUCAUCAGCUGCCAUGCCCUUUGGCACUCUGGUGGCCAUCCUGGCUCUGUGGUUCUGUAUCUCAGUGCCCCUCACCUUUAUUGGAGCAUACUUCGGUUUUAAGAAGAGCGGCAUUGAACAUCCUGUGCGGACCAAUCAGAUCCCCAGACAGAUUCCAGAGCAGUCCUUCUACACCAAACCUCUUCCUGGCAUUGUCAUGGGUGGAAUCCUGCCAUUCGGCUGCAUCUUCAUCCAGCUGUUCUUCAUCCUCAACAGCAUUUGGUCUCAUCAGAUGUACUAUAUGUUUGGCUUCCUCUUCCUGGUCUUUAUCAUCCUGGUCAUCACCUGUUCUGAGGCCACCAUCCUGCUCUGCUACUUCCACCUGUGUGCUGAGGACUAUCACUGGCAGUGGCGCUCCUUCCUCACCAGCGGAUUCACAGCUGUUUAUUUCCUGGUCUAUGCCAUCCAUUACUUCUUCUCUAAACUGCAGAUCAGUGGACUCGCCAGCACCAUUCUUUACUUCGGCUACACCAUGAUCAUGGCACUCAUCUUCUUCCUCUUCACAGGUACAAUUGGAUUCUUUGCCUGCUUUUGGUUUGUCACCAAGAUCUACAGCGUGGUCAAAGUGGAUUAAAUGAAAGCAAUCUCAUAUAAGACUGAACUCUUCUCAGCCCAAUGUGAGAUCCCAUAGGGAGGGACUUGAGCGCUGUUUAACGUCUAUCUGUUGCCACGGCGACUCUGCUUUACACCAACAACUCUGAAUCAACAAAUUCCAGUUACUUUGCUGUGUGUGUGUGUGCAUUAGUAGUGCAUAUUCAGCCAUUUGAAAAAAUCAACUCAUCUGCUUCUUUAGUUGGAAUGGAAUACAGCAAACGUGCACAUUGGUCACUGCGACUCACAUAAGUAAUUAAGAUUUGGAGUUUUCCCUUGUAAAUAUUACUUACUUUUUUCUUUUGCUAACAUUUAAAUGAAAGGAUAAAGCAUACAUUACAAAGAAACUAUCUCCAGUUAUUGAAUCUUCAUGGUGUCAGAAGUAUGAUUUUGUAAAUAGCAUUUUUCUUUAAAUGCUUCAAAAAAGAGACUAGAGAUUAAAAAUGGAAAGACUUCAUUCUGAGUUGAUUUAAGAGUAAGGCUGUGUGAAAUUUCUUUCCAUCAUGUUGAUACUGUAAAAUUACUGCUUGUGUAUUCUUGUGUAUAACCAGAGGAGGGGUGUCUAUUUAACUUUUUGUUUGGUCUUUUAUUUCUUGAUUCCGUUCAUGCCUCAACACAUUGUGUGCCUCGUUAUCACAGGAAAAUCAAGACCUUUUUUUUUUUUUUCAUUUAGGAACAGGUUUGUGAAAAUGUGAAGUUCCCCAUACAUACACAGGGGCACUGGAGUGAAAUGAUUUUCUUUGUAUAUAUGCACAGCAUUUAAACGUGUGUCCAUAAACUACAUUAGCUUGAAUAGCCACUCAGUUUUGAGUUUGUCUUCUCUGAUUUUGAGGUAAUGAGAUUACAAGAAAAACAUAAAAAGAUAUUAGAAAUUAAACCACCUUGUCUCCAAGAA